This is a messenger RNA of Anastrepha obliqua, 2368 nucleotides long. It is a transcript of the gene hrm, whose product is annotated as monocarboxylate transporter 13. Lineage: Eukaryota; Metazoa; Arthropoda; Insecta; Diptera; Tephritidae. The coding region runs from base 261 to 2252 and encodes 663 amino acids. Gene Ontology annotation, biological process: transmembrane transport; monocarboxylic acid transport. The record is from RefSeq and is a predicted model, not a curated record. The transcript has 6 exons. Gene Ontology annotation, molecular function: monocarboxylic acid transmembrane transporter activity.
GCCUUACGGCAACACUGGUUGGAAACAGUGAAGAUGUGUGGAAGCCGUGGGGCACAGUGAUUGUGAUUUUUCGUUCAUUAUUGCAUUGUUACUUUAUUAUUUUUGUAAUACUUUAUUUUGCAUAGUGUAGUGAUGUUUUUGGUGGUGUGAUGAACAAUUUUGACAUGCAACUAAUGCAGAAAAAUAACAUUUAAAUAUAUAAUACCAACAGAAACUGGACGAAUUUAAAGUUCGUGAAUGAGGUUUUGUUUUUAUAGAUAAUGGCAAGAGAAGACGUGUCUGUGACUAAAAAGCAGAAUUCCAAUGCGGAUUGCAAUAAGUUCAAAGUUAACGGAGCUACCGAAUCAUGUGAUAAAGCAGUUAGUUUAUUGGAUACCAAACCAAAUGACGACAGUAACGAUUAUGACUUGGUGCCGCCGGAUGGAGGUUGGGGUUGGUUGGUAUUACUUGGAUCGAUGAUGGUUAACAUUCUCAUACCGGGUACCAUUAAAAGUUUUGGUGUAUUAUUCGUUGAAUUUUUGGAAGCUUUCGAUGCGUCUCCAGCGACAGGAGCGUGGAUACCCGCUCUUUGUUAUUUCCUGUAUAGUUCGUUAGGCCCCGUUUCCAGUAUAUUAUCUGUUAAGUAUUCAUACCGUACAGUAACGCUUAUGGGUGGUGCUUCAGCGGCAUUUGGUAUGAUCGCGUCAUUUUGGGCCUCAUCUGUAGCCUACUUGUACUUAAGUUAUGGAGUUCUAGUGGGGAUAGGUGCCGGUCUAUCAUUUCCUCCAACCGUGUAUAUAGUGACGUCAUACUUUGUUAGACUACGUGGACUGGCGAAUGGACUAUGCAUAUCGGGUAGUGCACUUGGAUCAAUUAUUUUACCGCCUGUAUUGCGAUGGCUGCUCGAAACUUAUGGAUACAGAGGUGCCGUUCUUAUCAUGGGUGGAAUAACAUUAAACGUAUUUGUCGCUGCAAUCUUUUAUGAACCAGUGGAGCAACAUAUGAUUCGGGUACCUAAAAAUAAGAAUGCCCUUGAAGAUAUCGAGGAAGAAGACAUCGGAAUUGUAAUGAAAUUUGAAACUGUAGACGAAGCUGGUUCAAUCAAUAACGAUAUAGCAUCACAUGAUGGUUGCAGUGAUGUAGGCACAAAACCAUUUCCUCCAUAUAGUCCGCCAUCUCUGUUACCGGAUAAUCAAUUCGUACGUAGCGCAUCAGCUGCCGUAGUACAAAAUUACAGUAAGCAUCAAGACGAAUAUACACCAACCUCUCGCACACGAAAGAUUAGCACCCCCGUCCGCUUGCCGCAACGCAACCAAACAUUUACGCCUGGGCAAUUAAAUUCACAAUCAUCGUUGUAUGCUGUACCAGAAGGAGAUCGAUCUAGCCAUAAACUCGAUCGUCUCAGCGCUCUGCGUAACAGUUCUAAGAACCGACUUUCGCGUCGUUCGCCUUCCACCAGCAGUUUUCAAUAUAUAAGCACACCUUAUCACGGCAGCACACUCUCGUUCCAACCUAAAGAAUUUUCUUCACAUCUGUCAUUACGUUCGAUGGCAAGUAGUACAGGGGCAGCAGCUGGCGAAAGUUUAAUGGGUGAUGUGACCGGCGAAAAAGGUGAACAAGAACCAGUUACUCGCUCAAAAUUCUUUGAUCUUAGCUUAUUGAAGGAUCCAACUUAUCUGGUUAUACUAAUUUCGAAUUCAACAAAUGCCAUUGGUUACACCAACUUCAUUAUAUUACUGCCUGCGUACGGCGUUGCGUUAGGUUUUAAUAAGUCCCUAGCAGCUUAUCUGAUAUCAAUUGUAUCGGCGACCGAUCUUAUCGGGCGAAUCGGAGGAUCGGCACUUUCAGAUCUCGGUCUUAUACCAAAGACUUGGUACUUCAUUGGCGGUCUAGCAGUAUCCGGUUUGUCACUUGCUCUUUUACCAUUCGCCACCAGUUAUAGUAUGCUGAGUUUUUGGUGUGCCGUUUUCGGUCUCGCAUCUGGUAUAUACGUCGGCAUUACCGCUGUCAUUAUGGCUGAUAUGCUGGGCGAAGAGCGAUUAACAUCAUCUUAUGGUAUCAGCUUAUUUGUGAAUGGAAUAUUGCAAUUAAUUGGACCACCACUAUGUGGCGUUUGGUACGAAGCAGUAAUGGACUAUCGUCCGCUAUUUCACACAUUGGGACUUACGUUAUUGGGUGGCGCCAGCCUUUGGAGUUUCAUGCCAUUUAUUAAUAGACAAAAAGCCAAAGAAGAGAAAAUGAAGCAAGCACAAUGCGACAACGAGGCGCAUUAAAUGUAUUUUUUCAUAUACAAAACUGCGUUUUUUCUACUAAAUGCAUUCUUAUUUACUUAAAUUUAAAAGUAAUAUUCGCGCGUAGUUAAUAAAGUCAAUAUUUUGUAUACAAGAAA